GUCGAGGCGCUCAUGGUUGCAGGCGGGCGCCGCCGUUCAGUUCAGGGUCCGAGCCUGGAGGAGUGAGCCAGGCAGUGAGACUGGCUCGGGCGGGCCGGGACGCGUCGUUGCAGCAGCGGCUCCCAGCUCCCAGCCAGGAUUCCGCGCGCCCCUUCACGCGCCCUACUCCUGAACUUCAGCUCCUGCACGGUCCUCCCCACCGCAAGGCUCAAGGCGCCGCCGGCGUGGACCGCGCACGGCCUCUAGGUCUCCUCGCCAGGACAGCAACCUCUUCCCUGGCCCUCAUGGGCACCGUCAGCUCCAGGCGGUCCUGGUGGCCGCUGCCGCUGCUGCUGCUGCUGCUGCUGCUGCUCCUGGGUCCCGCGGGCGCCCAUGCGCAGGAGGACGAGGACGGCGACUACGAGGAGCUGGUGCUAGCCUUGCGUUCCGAGGAGGACGGCCUGGCAGACGCACCCGAGCACGGAGCCACAGCCACCUUCCACCGCUGCGCCAAGGAUCCGUGGAGGUUGCCCGGCACCUACGUGGUGGUGCUGAAGGAGGAGGCCCACCGCUCGCAGUCAGAGCGCACUGCCCGCCGCCUGCAGGCCCAAGCUGCCCGCCGGGGAUACCUCACCAAGAUCCUGCAUGUCUUCCAUGACCUUCUUCCUGGCUUCCUGGUGAAGAUGAGUGGCGACCUGCUGGAGCUGGCCUUGAAGUUGCCCCAUGUCGACUACAUCGAGGAGGACUCCUCUGUCUUUGCCCAGAGCAUCCCGUGGAACCUGGAGCGGAUUACCCCUCCACGGUACCGGGUGGAUGAAUACCAGCCCCCGGACGGAGGCAGCCUGGUAGAGGUGUAUCUCCUAGACACCAGCAUACAGAGCGACCACCGGGAAAUCGAGGGCAGGGUCAUGGUCACCGACUUCGAGAAUGUGCCCGAGGAGGACGGGACCCGCUUCCACAGACAGGCCAGCAAGUGUGACAGUCAUGGCACCCACCUGGCAGGAGUGGUCAGCGGCCGGGAUGCCGGCGUGGCCAAGGGUGCUGGCCUGCGUAGCCUGCGCGUGCUCAACUGCCAAGGGAAGGGCACGGUUAGCGGCACCCUCAUAGGCCUGGAGUUUAUUCGGAAAAGCCAGCUGGUUCAGCCUGUGGGGCCACUGGUGGUGCUGCUGCCCCUGGCGGGUGGGUACAGCCGGGUCCUCAACGCCGCCUGCCAGCGCCUGGCGAGGGCUGGGGUCGUGCUGGUCACCGCUGCCGGCAACUUCCGGGACGAUGCCUGCCUCUACUCCCCAGCCUCAGCUCCCGAGGUCAUCACAGUUGGGGCCACCAAUGCCCAGGACCAGCCGGUGACUCUGGGGACUUUGGGGACCAACUUUGGCCGCUGUGUGGACCUCUUUGCCCCGGGGGAGGACAUCAUUGGUGCCUCCAGCGACUGCAGCACCUGCUUUGUGUCACAGAGUGGGACAUCGCAGGCUGCUGCCCACGUAGCUGGCAUUGCAGCCAUGAUGCUGUCUGCUGAGCCGGAGCUCACCCUGGCCGAGUUGAGGCAGAGACUGAUCCACUUCUCUGCCAAAGAUGUCAUCAAUGAGUCCUGGUUCCCUGAGGACCAGCGGGUACUGACCCCCAACCUGGUGGCCGCCCUGCCCCCCGGCACCCAUGGGGCAGGUUGGCAGCUGUUUUGCAGGACUGUGUGGUCAGCACACUCGGGGCCUACACGGAUGGCCACAGCUGUCGCCCGCUGCGCCCCAGAUGAGGAGCUGCUGAGCUGCUCCAGUUUCUCCAGGAGUGGGAAGCGGCGGGGCGAGCGCAUGGAGGCCCAAGGGGGCAAGCGGGUCUGCCGGGCCCACAACGCUUUUGGGGGUGAGGGUGUCUACGCCGUUGCCAGGUGCUGCCUGCUACCCCAGGCCAACUGCAGCGUCCACACAGCUCCACCAGCUGGGGCCGGCAUGGGGACCCGUGUCCGCUGCCACCAGCAGGGCCACGUCCUCACAGGCUGCAGCUCCCACUGGGAGGUGGAGGACCUUGGCACCCACAAGCCGCCUGUGCUGAGGCCACAAGGCCAGCCCAACCAGUGCGUGGGCCACAGGGAGGCCAGCAUCCACGCUUCCUGCUGCCGUGCCCCAGGUCUGGAAUGCAAAGUCAAGGAGCAUGGAAACCCGGCCCCUCAGGAGCAGGUGACCGUGGCCUGCGAGGAGGGCUGGACCCUGACUGGCUGCAGUGCCCUCCCUGGGACCUCCCACGUCCUGGGGGCCUACGCCGUAGACAACACGUGUGUGGUCAGGAGCCGGGACGUCAGCACCACAGGCAGCACCAGCGAAGAGGCCGUGGCAGCCAUUGCCAUCUGCUGCCGGCGCUGGCACCUGGCGCAGGCCUCCCAGGAGCUCCAGUGACAGCCCCAUCCCAGGAUGGGUGCCUGGGGAGGGUCAGGGGCUGGGGCUGAGCUUUAAAAUGGUUCUGACUUGUCCCUCUCUCAGCCCUCCAUGGCCUGGCCCGAGGGGAUGGGGAUGCUUCCACCUUUCUGGAGCUGUUGGCCUGGGCCUUGAGUGGGGCAGGCUCCUUGUUUGGAACUCCCCAGGUGGAGGUGCCAGGAAGCUCCCUCCCUCACUGUGGGGCAUUUCACCAUUGAAACAGGUCAAGCUGUGCUCGGGUGCUGCCAGCUGCUCCCAACGUGCCGACGUCUGUGGGCAGAAUGACUUUUAUUGAGCUCUUGUUCUGUGCCAGGCAUUGAAUCCUCAGGUCUCCACCAAGGAGGCAGGAUUCUUCCCAUGGAUAGGGGAGGGGGUGGUAGGGGCUGCAGGGACAAACAUCGUCGGGGGGUGAAUGUGAAAGGUGCUGAUGGUCCUCAUCUCCAGCUAACUGUGGGGAAGCCCCUUGGGGAUCCCUGAUUAAUGGAGGCUCAGCUUUCUGGAUGGCAUCUAGCCAGAGGCCGGAGACGGGCGCGCCCCUGGUGGUCACAGGCUGUGCCUUGGUUUCCUGAGCCACCUUUACUCUGCUCUAUGCCAGGCUGUGCUAACAAUACCCAAGCGUGGCCUGCAGGGAGCCAUCACCUAGGACUGACUCAGCAGUGUGCACUGCUGCACGCACCGUCUCAGCCAACCCGCCCCACUAGCUGGCAGAGUACACAUUCGCACCCCUACUUCACAGAGGAAGAAACUGGAAGCAGAGGGGGCGUGCGUGCCAAGCUCACACAGCAGGAAUUGAGCCAGAAACCCAGACUGGGCUGGCUCUGAAGCCAAGCCUCUUCUUACUUUACCCGGCUGGGCUCCUCAUUUUUACAGGUAACAGUGAGGCUGGGAAGGGGAACACAGACCAGGAAGCUUGGUGAGUGAUGGCAGAAUGAUGCCUGCAGUCACAGAACUUUUUCUGUAUCACCUAGGCCUGAUUCACUGGCCUGGUGGAGAUGCUUCUAAGGGAUGGUCGGGGGAGAGGGACAACUGUCCCUCCUUGAGCACCAGCCCCGCCCAAGCAAGCAGACAUUUAUCUUUUGGGUCUGUCCUCUCUCUGUUGCCUUUUUACAGCCAACUUUUCUAGACCUGUUUUGCUUUUGUAACUUGAAGAUAUUUAUUCUGGGUUUUGUAGCAUUUUUAUUAAUAUGGUGACUUUUUAAAAUAAAAACAAACUUUGUCCUGAC
Nomascus leucogenys (northern white-cheeked gibbon) is the source of this 3607-nucleotide messenger RNA. It is a transcript of the gene PCSK9, whose product is annotated as proprotein convertase subtilisin/kexin type 9. Lineage: Eukaryota; Metazoa; Chordata; Mammalia; Primates; Hylobatidae. The record is from RefSeq and is a predicted model, not a curated record. Gene Ontology annotation, molecular function: serine-type endopeptidase activity. Gene Ontology annotation, biological process: proteolysis.